Molecule: messenger RNA, 738 nt
Organism: Thelazia callipaeda (thelaziosis nematode)
Lineage: Eukaryota; Metazoa; Nematoda; Chromadorea; Rhabditida; Thelaziidae
Source: the annotation of a GenBank genome assembly
AUGCGAAAUGGUACCACUAUUUCUGUUCCACUGACGUCUUUAUCUACUGGAGAUAUUGGAGAGAACCACUCACCGACGCAAAAAGAGGUGAAAAAGGAGCCUGAGCAGAACUUAAUUGAAGAAAAUAUUGCGCGGCCUUCAGCUUCAAGUACCCCAUUAGAGGUAUGUGUUCAUGGCAAUAUUCAUCUGAACACAUCCACAGAUUCUGAUAGUGGAAGAGAUUUGCUGACUUUUGAAGUACCUCAUUAUACUUCAACACCGUCAUCUAGUAUGAUCUCAGCACGCGAAACUGUUACUCCUAAUCAUUACUCUCUGGCUCCCGAAGACAUGAAAGUUAAGUCAGAACUACCGUUAAUUCUGAAUGAGGUACUACCUGCUUCACAAGCAUUAUCUCCUCUUUUGGCUCCUUCUGAUGUUUCCAAUUCUUCAACAUCUAUAGAAGAUAAAACUACCAACUAUGUAUUAUCAUCCAACGAUCACAUAAAUGCUGUUAAAUAUUUCAGAGAUCUUGAUGGCGAGUUGAAUGCCGUGAAAUCUCUUCGCCGACACAUUUCAGUUGAACCUAGUUCAACUAAAGAUAAGAUUUUGAGUGUUAGUGGUGUGCUGGAAACAACAUUUCCCAUCAGUGCAUCUGUGAGUCUUGAUCCUAUUCCUUCGCAUUUGUUAACAGAUGAAAUAAAAUCUCGUGGAGUUCCUCUCGGAAAAGAGAAAAUGUUUGGGGGCGAAGAAAAGGCUGAC